Molecule: messenger RNA, 800 nt
Organism: Moneuplotes crassus
Lineage: Eukaryota; Ciliophora; Spirotrichea; Euplotida; Euplotidae
Source: the annotation of a GenBank genome assembly
UAAAUUCCCCUAAAAUUAUGAACAAGCCCAAACUUCCUAACACAAUAAUAACUGCUCUCCCACCCAAUGGUCACUCAAAAUCCCCUCUUACUCACCCCCUCCCUUCUAAAUCUCCCAGUCCCCUCCAGCCCCCCUCUUCCUCCUAUCCCCCUUCAAAAGGCCCCUAAACAUCCUCCCCUCUGCACCCACUUCCUUCCUAAACCACCUCCUCCCGGCCUAGUCCUGAUCCUGUACAAGACAGCGUGUCCUUUGACUAGUGAAGUUACGUAUAGUUUUACACAGAGAACGGAGGCUGAACACCUGCUUGUUAAGAAAUAAAGUGAGGUAUGAGAAUAGGGGUGGCUGAGAGGGGUUGUAUGCAAGAAAGAUUUUGAAUUGGCUCCUGAGCUGUCAAUUUUUGAGAUUAAGGCUUAAUCAGCAGAGUUUAAAAAGAAUGAGCUUUGAUUUGACAGAUGAUAUUGAUGUUGAAUGGAGCAAGAAUUUGCUCAAAGGGAAUAUUGAAAGAUUUGUGGCAAAAUUUGAAGGAGCAGCAAAGAAGGUAAAUAAAGUAAUCCAAAAGCAAACUUAUAUAAAUCCUAAUGAAAAAGAAAUAAAAAACUUGAUAUUAAAGCUGGCAUUGGAAAAUUAUAUGAAAGAUAUUGGUAAAAUAGGUCAAAAUGUAAAAAUGUUAUCUCUUGUUUUACCACAAGCGCCAGAAUGCAGUGAGGAAUCAAGCGAAGAUGAAAUAACAUUUAAUCCAAAGAAAACUAAUAAGUUCUUUGUACCCAAGCAAAGUAAUCAUUAAUUUGAUACAAAUUCUA